AGUGCCUCUGGAAGCAAGGGGAAGGCAGCUGUGGGAUCCUGGCUGAGCCGAGUCCAGUAUCUGGCCUGUGGCUCCUGCACCAUGAAAAUCCUGCUGUGUGACCUCCUGCUGCUCAGCCUCUUCUCCAGCGUGUCCAGCAGCUGUCAGAAGGACUGUCUGACCUGCAGAGAGAAGCUCCGCCCCGCUCUGGACAGCUUCAACCUGGAGGUGUGUAUCCUCGAAUGUGAAGGAAAGGUCUUGUCCAGCCCUCUCUGGACCCAGUGCAGCAAGGUCAUGGCCAGGGGCUCCUGGCAGCUCAGCCCUGUGGACCCAGAACACUUGGCAGCUGCUCUUUACCAGCCAAGAGCCUCCGAGAUGCAUCUGAAGCGCAUGCCCCGUGUCAGGAGCCUAUUCCAAGAGCAGAAAGAGACUGAGCCAGGCAUGGAUGAGGCUGGAGAGAAGGAGCAGAAACAGCUGCAGAAGAGGUUUGGGGGCUUCACAGGGGCCCGGAAGUCGGCCCGGAAGUUGGCCAACCAGAAGCGGUUCAGUGAGUUUAUGAGGCAGUACCUGGUCCUGAGCAUGCAGUCCAGCCAGCGCCGGCGCACCCUGCACCAGAAUGGUAAUGUGUAGCCGGAAGGGGAGCCCCUCCCAGCUGCACCGUCCACUUCAACCCAUGAGUGUCCGGGUGAUCCCCAAAACAGCAUGUCUCCAGCCCCAGACCUGCCGGCUGGGCAUCCGGAUCCCUUCCUUCCCCCGGCACUGAGCCGGGCUUGGUCAUCGGGUCUCCGCUCCCAGGCGCAGAACCUCCCUGUCUGGUGGUCUUCCCUCCCCCCUCCGCCCCGCCCCCUCCCAUGGCAUGUUUCAUGACAACCCAGUUGCUACAUCAGAGUGUAUUUUUGUAAUUCCUCCAGUGAACAUUGGCAUGGCCCCAUCUUUCCUUCUCACCCACCCCUUCCCCCUCCGGGGGUGGGUCGAGGGAACAGGACGUCGAGCUGGGGUUUUGACUUGUCACUGCCA
Phyllostomus hastatus (greater spear-nosed bat) is the source of this 996-nucleotide messenger RNA. It is a transcript of the gene PNOC, whose product is annotated as prepronociceptin. The transcript has 4 exons. The coding region runs from base 82 to 609 and encodes 175 amino acids. NCBI's taxonomy places the organism in Eukaryota, Metazoa, Chordata, Mammalia, Chiroptera, Phyllostomidae. Gene Ontology annotation, cellular component: neuronal cell body; axon terminus; plasma membrane. The record is from RefSeq and is a predicted model, not a curated record. Gene Ontology annotation, biological process: neuropeptide signaling pathway; chemical synaptic transmission; sensory perception. Gene Ontology annotation, molecular function: opioid receptor binding.